ACUGCUCCGAUAUGCACCGGAACGCAAUUUCGGACGCGGCCCGAGUCGACCCGAGUGUGAGCGUCCGCCGAGUAGAGCCGAAAAUCUCUUUUUGUUAUUCCGUCGUUCCGUUUUUCCUUCAUUAGCGCCGCGCAGCACCGCCAAUAACACCGCUGCACACUAAAACUACACUCUAAACAUACCAGGAAGACACAGGAAGGCCAGGCCAGUAGCAGCAGCAGCCCUGCCUGGCGAAGAGAAGUGAGAAGAGUUUCCGCGGCGCGCGCGAGUAUUCGUUCUUCGUAGCAAAAAAGGAAAAAAUACAUAAUUUUUUUAUCCGUCAUCCGGUACGUUCGCGUUAGAUAUUCGGUUGUGUCAAUUUGUGCUAUUCCUAAAGCGGAAGAAAGGGAAAAUUAAUUAAGGAAAAGUCUCACCCUCCCUGAAACGGGGAACGAGCAGGAAGCAACCGCCACACACUACAGUCCGCGCGCGUAGACCUCUAACCAAAGCCGGAGAGAAGACACCGCCGAAUUAAAGGAAAAAAAUCCAACCCCCUGUAGUGACCAGUGAUGUGAAAAAUCUGGAGAAUAAAAAAAUUCACCCACCGGGAAAAAUUCGUUCAGAAGUGAGAGAUUCGUCCGGGGUGACUGUAGUCUUCAACGCCCCUGCUGCUGCUACAGAGCAAUGCGGAGCUGUCUCAUCCUCGGAUUAGCAUGCGAGAAAUUCGGGCGGUGGUGAUUUUCCUUCAAGUGAGAUAUUUUUUCCAACAAUUUCCAAUUUAAUGUUUGAGUUCAAGAACAAAAUCAAACUCGGGCGGCCGCAACAGGGAGAGAUUAUUUUUUGUUCAGUUUCCGUACAGUUUCAACAGUGUGAACAGCACCAAGUGAUCCGAUGUGGGGUGAAGCUCAUGCUGAGGAAGAAUUCGAUCGAGUGACAGAGAAGUGAUAGCAAAGCUGCGAAUGAUAGUGCGUGUGAAUGACGAAAACCCCAAACCCUCAGUUGAUCUCAACGUUCAGUAGUGUCAAAGCCCUUUCAGUUUCCUCAGUUAAACAGGCUACGUUUGGUCCACCGGGAAGAGCAGUAAUACAGUGCCAGUGGAGGAGCACCGAGGGUGUUCGAUCGCGUGUUGUAGGAGAGAGGCCGCGUGCGCAGCGGACUCUGCGCGUAUGUGCAUACUGCGUUGUGUUGUGUCGCGCCGGUUGUAUGUGACCCAGUGGGGGGACUUUGUCCACCGACUCCAGCAGAGCCGCCGACCGGAACCGGCGAAAACAUCAUCCUAAUGAAAAGUGGACUGGAGCGCGUUGCUGAAGAAUUGAUGGGACGCAGGAAAUGGAAACAUUAUCAGGACGUCCUUACGCGCCAACAGUUAAACCUGCUGGACCCGAGCACCAACGCUACCGUCGCGGACGACGUCGAGGUCGAUCGACUCCAGAGUGCAGCGGCAGCGGCGGCGGCGGCGGUCGCGGUCAGCGGUGUUGCCAGCAACGCGGUCCCCUCGCUGGUGUCGGCGGCGGCAACCGUCGGCGGAAACCUUCUCGACCAGAAGGGUGGCACUGCGAUAGUUCGCAACGGUCACUAUCAGCAAGAAGGCGAACUAGCAUUAGUAGAAUCCAAACUAGCAACCUCCAACAAUCAACAAGUAGCAGUAACAGCAGAAGAAAAACAUCCAGCAGCAGCAGCAGUACAUUCGAACGAGUAUCAAAAUCACUUCAAUGAAAACGACACAAGAGCGAUGGCAACUGCGGCGGCGACGACGACGACGACGGCGGCCAAUCCUACCGGCUCCCCACCAUCUCCUCUUCAUACGGCGACGGUGGCGGCGUCGGCGACGACAACGACGACGCCAGUAACAUCACUUCUCAAUAACCACCACCACCUCAAUCGUCAUCAUUCCCAACACCAACGUGGUGGUACGCUCGGCAGUCCCGGCCCGGGUGGGGUGGACGCCAAAGUGCUGGACCAGCUCGAUCCGGUGGACCGACAGCGGCACCAACAGCAGCAACAGGAAGACCAAGACCUGCUUGCUGGCCGGAUAGGAAACUCCGUCUCCUCGCCGGCACUGUCGUCGUCGUCUUCGACAACGGCGACUACGACAGCGCUGCUGUCGCCGACCGGCAACAACGAGCAGGACGAACGGCUGGUUGGGAAACUGACCGCCAUCAAGCAGGAACCAACAGAAAAUCAAAACAAUUCAUCAGCAACACCGGAGCAGCAGCAGCAGCAAAAUAAACUAAUUAAGCAGGAAAAUUGUAACAAUUUGCUAAACAGCAAAAUCAUCAUCAACAACAACAACAGUGCAACCAACAACAACAACAAUAAUAAUAUUUCAAGUGGCGAAACUGACGGCACUAGUGCUGCCGGUCCCGCUCCGGAUGGGGAGAAUAGCAAUAUCCAACAGCAUCGGCACCAGCAUCAUCAACACCACCACCACCAUCCUUCGCAGCCACCGACGCCGGUCGAUUGGAAACCGCAGGACAAGUGCUACUUCUGCGUCGACGGUAAGCUGCUGACAGUGAACGAAGCCGGCGAACUGGUGCCCGAGUCCGGAAACCCGCCGCUAACUGCUGGCGCCGGUGUUGGUGGUGGUGCGGCAACCCCCCGAGGUGUUCCCAAAAGCGAGAUUCUGAACGACAGUGAUUGCGAAUCGAGUGACAGCAGUGAAUCGGACCUGCGGGCGGCUAUUGCCGCCGGCCGGGCAGGAGGCCUUCCGGGCUCCAAAUCUCUGGCAGCACUGCUGCGAAGUUCGAGUGUCGCACCCUCGGCCGUUUCCCCUACGAUGGCUUCGCUUCAAACGGUGGCGUCGCAGUUCGCUGCAAUGGCAUCGCUACAGCCGGGCCUGGCGCAGCUUUACGGACCCCUCUGGUAUAGUCAAUUGCAGCAGCAAAUGUCCCCAUCGGGAGUCGGCGGCUCGACAUCGACCGAUCCGACGGCCGCCGGCGUCAGUCCGUCGGAGAAGGGUGCCGAGGGAGCGGUGCCAGCAGUCGGACCAGGUGGCGAACAGCCUUUGGACCUGAGCGCCAAACCGGGUACUUCCGGCCUCAACGCUCUCAACGCCAGCCAGCUCAUGAUGAGCAUGAUGGACCCGAAGCACAUCUACAAGGCCAAACCGCGUCUUUCGCCCAUUGGAGGCCGACGGACGUACACCGAGGACGAGCUGCAAAGCGCACUCCAGGACAUCCUGAACGGGAAGCUGGGCACACGGCGGGCCGCGGUCCAGUACGGAAUCCCACGAUCGACGCUGCGCAACAAGGUCUACAAGCUGGCGAUGGAGUACAAGCGCGAUAUGCUGCACAGCGUGCCCCUGGAUGACGACGACGACGACGAUAAGGACUCGCUCGAGGACGACAGUGUUGGCAGCCCGGCCAAGUACAAUCAGCAAGCUCUAGCCGAAGCCUAUUUGCGCCUGUACGGUGGCAGCAGUAGCAGUACCCCGAAGCCCGAGCCCUCCUCCACACCGUCGACACCUCCCCAGCAACACCCCACUCCAGAACCGCCGAUGCUGAAACCCAUCCACCCGCUAACUCCGCAGCCACAGCAGCAAACCGCCACACCGCAGUCCUCUCCGUUGGCAGUGGCUGCCAACAGUCUGAUCGAUCCCAGCAUCUUACUGCAGCUGCAAAGCCUACUCCUUACAGGAAACCUUCCACGGCUGACGAACCAAGCGGCACAAUCCGGCAAUCCAGAGGAAGCGGCCGCAGCUCAGGCAGCGCUCGCAACCCUCCCCGAGCUGUUGAAAAAACUUAUCCAGCAACAGGAAUUGAUCGCUGAGCAGAUCAAAAAGGCCGCCGGCGGCCCCGAACCACAGCGGCCUUCCGCCAGUACCCCAACUAUGAACAACGGUCAACCAAUCGAUCCACGGUUACUCCCAUACCUGCAGCAAAACAAGUCCCGAGCAGCGUCCGGCACACCGGAAACCACCACCUCCUCCAUGGACCUAAACGACGGUGGCAGUGACGACUCGCAAGUCAUUUUGAAGGUUCCGUCCUACAAGCCAGUCCCCAAUCAGGCCCCACUGCCGACUACUGCCGCAGCUGCUGCACUGCUGGCGGCCAGCAAAAAUGGUGAUCAUCACAAUCUCUCCACGCCAUCCCCGCCGACCAACAGCUCACCUUCGGUGCGCGAUCUCAGCAGUUUGGUCGUCGGAGGUCCUGGCCCCAGCCUCAACAGCAACCCAGCCCCACGACCAAUACACGCAACUAGUCCCCAGCAACCGAGCUCUGCCCAAACCGCAAACCACCUGUCCGUGAUAUCGCCUGCGAUGGGCGGCAUCCGGCCUCGCAGCAAUUCCCAAUCUCCUCCGAGCAUACUUGGCAGCAAGUCCAUGCUAUCCAUCAACGAAGUCAUCGCCAGGAGUAUAAGCAAAAACUUCCAGCAACAUCACCAGUCCGAUCUGAUCAAACAGCAGAUGGAGUCGAUGGAGCAGCAGUACAAACGACCGACCAUUUCCGUCAUCAAGAACCUGGGCGGUACGGACAUUUCGCGCUUCGGCACCAAUCCCAACAUCACGCAAAUGACUGCACAGCAGCUGGCAAAUACCGGUACCGGAGGCAAGGGAACGAGACCAAAGCGGGGCAAGUACAGAAACUACGACCGAGACAGCUUGGUGGAAGCGGUCAAGGCGGUUCAACGGGGUGAGAUGUCAGUGCAUCGGGCAGGCAGCUACUACGGCGUUCCACAUUCCACUCUGGAGUACAAGGUCAAAGAGCGGCACCUGAUGAGGCCUCGGAAGCGUGAACCCAAACCACAACCUGGGUUGGACGGGCUGAAGUCAGAGCUGGGGGGAAGCAGUGGCAGUAUGAGGACUUUGGAUAAGAAUAAGAGUAUGGGAAUGGGAUCUGGUGCGAAGUCUCAGCAGAUGAAGAGCCAGUUUCCGGGAGCGUCUCCGAAUGGCGGUCUGAAAAUGCCGAUGUUCGAUCCAACUAUGGCUUCACAGCUACCGUAUCCGUCACCAUUCAUGUGGCCCCAUCCAGCUGGAUUCUCGGGAUUACCGAUGGAUUUCGGUCGGCAGGCGGGAGCGAGUUCUGGAGCUGGGAGUUCGAGUGGCGCCUCGGGGAUCAUGCAAAGGUUUCAACCGGACCAGCAGGGAGGCAAACUUCCCGGCGCGGGGAGUACCAACAGUGUGACUGGUGGAGUAGGGCCAAAAACUGCUCGUGAGAUUGCCGAAAGUAUAUACGAUGGAACGAGUACAAAUGGGUCGUUUUUGGACGACAUAAUUCGGCACAGUUUGGACAAGAAACCAGGCGAGAUGCAACACGGAGCUCUGUUCGAUCAGUUGAUGAAAAGCAACCGGUCGUCGCAACCGCAGUCGCAGUCAUCGGGGACAGAGGAUCCCGCAACAGCAGCCCUUCUUGCCAAGGUCGGCACUAAACGCAGUGCCACCAGUCCGCUCAACUUCCUGCCAGACAUGAUCAAACGUGAACGCGCCAGUCCGGAUGCGUCGUCCACCUCGUCGACCAGCAGUAAGCUCGGCUCCGUCAGUUUCAACGACCACCACCUCCAGCAACAGCAGCGACAUCUAAAUACCUCCAGCGAAAGUCUGUUUGAGAGCCAGCUUGCCAAGAACAAUCUGGCCGUCGAAAACCUCAUCAAGCUGCGUGAGGAUCUCACAUCGAUGUCUGCGGCGCAUCACCAAAAUCGGACGUCGAUGGAAGAUCAACACAACGGCGGUAAGGACGAUCUAUCCCCAUCCGUUAGCGAUCAGCUCCAGCAGCAACAGCAGCUACACCACCAUCAGCUACUUUCGCAACGGCUCGUUACCAAGUUGCCAACCGACGAUGGCAGUUCAUAGAAGUGACUGCCGCCAGAGGCGCUGCUGUUGUGGCGCUCCCAUACGUUUCUAGGUUAGAGGAAAGGCAGAGACAGAAAAUGUGAGAGCGACACAAGAAGGGCAAAACAGGCGCAGAGAAGUAGUUCAAAUAUUAUUAUUGUAGUUAAAGUGAAAGUGAUUGCAAUUUAUAUUGGGUUGGUGACAGCUUUUUAUCCACGCUCGCGCGCACACACCUGCACCACCGUGUACGUGUGUGGGUGGGCAGCUCUUUUAAACUGGAACGAAGCAACCCAAGCAAAAACGGAAAAUCAAAAUAGCAGAAUCAAUGAGAUGAUGAUGAUGAUAAUUUAGUGCAAGAAAGAAAAUCGCGAAAACUAGUAAAAAAGAGAAUUUUUAAAAUGCGAAUUAGAGAAGCAGACACAGAAGUAGAAGAAAACAGAAGACGCAGAAGUUUUUGACAAUCGACAAAUAGGCUCUUGUAAAAUUCCCCCCUUUUCACAAGUACACAAAACGCAUUACGUGAAGCAUGGAACAAAAACAGAAAAUCGCAUAUUUUGGACCGCUUCAUUCCUCAUAUUCCGCGCUACCCACAUGAAACAAUAAUCGAAGAAAAUAAAUAAGACAGUAAUCCGGUUAAAAGAUGCAAAGAAAUAGACACAACGGCGCAAGACAGAUGCAGUCGUCGAGCAAACAACAGUAAAACAAACUACGGGAAGUCUGAUUUUUAUAAUACGAAGCACCGCUGUCUCGAGCGCGCUCAAACGGUGAUUAUUUUUCGAGACACAAACCAGUUGCAAACGGCGGAGGAAGAUUUUCUAUCAUUUUACAUGCAUAUGUAGGUACCACACAUCAACUGCUGGAACAUCUAACAACACGAUAAUAACCAACCAACUAACAAGUAUACCGGUUAAACGCCUCAGAAAAGUCAGAAACAAUUUAGGCCAAACGAUUUCUUUUUUACGAUUUUUAUUUUUCGAGAUUUUUCGGAGCUGAAUGAGACCCUGGCUGAAGCUGUGCGGAGCGGAGCGAUUUGACAUUAAAACGAUAAGUUUUGUAGGUCAUACAAUUCCGAACAUUCGGAUUCAAUUUGAGUUUUUUUUUUCAAUGAAUCACUUUUUUGAUGAAUCAAAAAUCAAAUCAUAUUUGAUUUGUUUCAACUUUCGAUUUUAUCACUGCAGUAAAAUCGUUUUCUAAUGGAGGCAAAUCUUAUCGUUUCACAGAGCCACGAAUCGUCAAUUUUUGUGCACUGAUGAGGCAAUGAAUAAGCGUAAUAUUUGGCAGUGUGAAAACGAUUUAUUAUUUGGUUUGCGGUUUGACAUAAUGAUUUGUUUGAUUUUAGACGACGCAAGCCAAAUGUAAAAUUAACUUCCGUAAAAUGCCGCUUCACACGAUAUUUCUGAAAAGUUUAUUUUGUAGAAUUUUCAUAAAAAUGACAGAUUUUUCAAUAACGCAUUCUCAAAAUGACUUAUGAGUUUUGUAAAAAAAAUUCAAACAUCAAUUGCAAAUGCGAUAAGUUGACGUUUGAAUCUUUGUUUACAAAAUCACAUCAGUCGUUUGGUAAAAUUGUCAUCAAUUUGAAAUAAAUGCACAACAGUAUCAAGGAAAAGUUUAUUCUUUCUUUGUCUCCGAUUGUCAAAGAGUAAUUUAAAUCGCAAUAGACCAUGCCUUUCUUGAAAUUUGAUUAUUCGUUAUUCAUAAAUCAUUAAUCGGGAAAAAUUGCACAAACAGUGGAGGAAAAAAUUAUUCAAAAAUGCCGGGGAUAGCUCGACGGUAAGUCCACGCUGCCGGAGCGGCCCCAUUUAUCCGCAACUCAAUUAAAACAAUCCCCACUCACGCUCGUUACUCGCACUCACACAAACAAAGCUCUGAUCUCCAUAAUGACUGCGAAUUAAGGAGCUAUGCUACCGCUUUCCCGAAAGAACGCAGUGAAAAAAAAUCGAUCAAACACGCAAUUAUCCGAACCCUCUCAAUACUCGUUGCCUAUUUCUGAAACGCAACGACGAUGGAUGGUUGAGCAACCGCAGAGGCAUAAAAAAUCAACCCUCAUAAUUUCAUUUAGUUUGCGUGUAUCGUCAACGUCCCGUCCCCACAACUUUCAGCGGGGGGUCAAUUCAGCCUCCGAAUGAUUGUAUCUUUGGUUCAACUUCAUCAAAUGCAGAACAAAUAAACGACUGAAGCAGCAAACAAUAUCAACCCCCUUUGGACGAAACAAAAUCACGUUUGGACCUUUAAAAAUAAGCUAUUUGAAAAUCAAAACAUGCAUAAAAACACAAUUUUGCACAUUUUGUAAACAAAUUUCCAAAAAAAAAUCAAUGUCGUGGCUAAGUAAGAAAAUCAAAAUUAAAAUUAAACCCAAAAAAAUGUAUCGAUCUAUGAACUAAAGAAACAAAAGUCGUAUUUGUUGUUCAAAAUUCUAAUCCAAGAUAAUAUCAAAAUCACAAAGUAAAUGAAAACGUGGAUAGCAAGUCGUGAACAUAUUAGUAUAUAUAUUUAUGUUUAUCUUUGAGAGGGUAUAACAAAGAAAAACAAACAUUUUAUGACAGUCGUCAAGAUGGAAAUAAAGACAAAAUGGCGUCUGCAGUAAAGUAACUCUAUGUUUCGACGUUUUUAUCUUUAAACAAAAGCAAAAAUCAUCCACCAAAAAUAUUUGUGUACUAUUGUCAAAACAGAUAUCAAAAUUUAAACAGAAAUCGAAAAUAUCAAGUCUCGUAAACUCGGUGUUUUAACCUAAGGUUACUAUAGAAAAGGUAGGCGAAUCGUUCUACCGGCUUUCAUCCGGAAGCGCCAACAGUGGGUAAAAUAUGAAAAAAUAAGUGUUUCGCAUCUCGUAAAAUAUCAUUAGGCGGGCGCUUGCCUCCAGCGCCGACUCACGGAGUUAUAACUAUCAGAUUGAAUCGAUAGAGCAAAAGUCCUUAACCCCUCUUCUUCCCGUACCACAUCAUCCCAUACUUAUCAUCAUCCAUCGGAAUCAAAACCCAAACACCCGCAAACGGAAACAUUUGCGCUUCACCGACGACGGUAGGGCGUGCAAAAUUUAGCAACCGCGAAACAGGUGACCUACAUGUGAAGGUCAAACCAAAAAAAAAACACAGUCAGCGGUUUAAAAAAUAUAUUAUAUAUGUGUGUGUCUUCACGUCACGUAUACCUCAAAAGUAAAGGCAGAAAAUGAGAUAAGAAAAGAAAAAACAGAAAAUUAAACCUAUUAACUGAACAAAAAAAUCAAAACAAACAAGAAAUACAAGAAAGUAAGUUCAUUUUUUUUGACAGUUUGCAUAUUAAAUCACAAUAACAACAAUAAUGACAGCAGAGUGCGGCACCUGAAAUGCGAGUGUUUAUGAAUGGAUGCAUCAAGGCGGUUUGUUUACAUUUCGUAAAUGGAUGUCUAUAUAAGCGCCCUGCCAAAAAAUGCUGGGCUUCUGCAUUGAAGUUUGUGUUUGGAAUUUGACUUACAAAAGGUGAGCUUAUUGAAAAUUAUUAGAAAUUAUAACAAACAGCAUCUUGCGCAACUUCAUAAACAAACGAAUGUUGAGUGCCGUGCCGCUGUAAACAGACCUGCAUUAAUUUUCUGUUGUUCUAUUCCCACAAGCACACACACGUCAACGUACCGUGAAAUCAAUAUCUACCGGACAAAGCAAAACAAUAGAUUCAAGCCACAAGCAAGAGACUAGUUUUUCGUUUCUUUACGUCAAAAACAAAACAACAAAAAUCAUGAACAAAACGCCAUUUUAAAUUUCGUACUACUUCAGCGAUAGGGCUGUUAAGGCAUUAUAACUUUAAAAAUCUUAGGAAAAUAAAAAGAAACAAAAACAGAGAUGAAAGACAGAAAAACACAAGUUAAAAAUUUAAAACAUGGAGAAAAUUUUAUAUGAAGGUAAAAUUAUACAUGAAAAUAUUAUAAUUAAUUAUUGAAAAGUAUAUUUAUACACUAUCUGUGAUUGAUAAUCCAAAAUUUUGAUGUAUAUUUUUCUCUAAAAAUAUGAAAAAACCAAACGCGAAUAAGCCAUUUCACGAUGAUGUUGUGCUUAACAGGAAACCAACACUAGAAUCGUGUUUAGAGAGAAUCAAAAUCACACUUACAAGGGUACUUUUAGAGGAUAUCUUCGUCGUAGCAAAAGCAAAUCUCCGAUCAAAGCAAAAUCAAAACAAAUCGAACCUUUUGGUGUAUCAGAUCUAGACGUUGAAAAAAAACGAAAACAAAAACGCGGCGAACGAAGCUAAAGGUUUAAAACGAAAUUUCGGUUCAGAAUUAACAUCAAACCACACAAAAAACAGUAAAUCAACAAGGCAAUAGAAUCAGCAAUCCGUAUACAAGCAUAACACAGACAGUGUUGACGUUUUGAUCAGUUUCAACGGACUCGUUUGGUUCUGAUUAACACACACACACUCACAAAACCUACUUGUAACAGGAACAAACAAUAGCAGGCAUAUUCGAGCGCAAGGCGUUUGGUUCAACUUUCAUUUUCAAACCACCACACGAAUGAUUUCAAUUUCUUACGUUCUAACGCAAAACAACCAACGGGGAACUACGUUUCUUGUGUUGUCAGUCAGAGAAAGUCAGAGGCGAAGCGGACGAAGCUUGAGAGAAAAUUAGAUAACUAGGAGAUAUCGACUUGUUUUUGUUAGGCAGAAGAGAAAAAAAAAUACACACCGGAAGCGGAGACAGAAAAGGAGGGUAAUUUAAUAUUAAAAAGUAAAUAAAAAAAGUGCAAUUAGAACGAUAUAAACCGUAACAUAUUCGUUAUUUAUAUUAAAGAAAACAAAAAAGGGAAAACAUACAAGUGAGGAAACGAUAAAACAUGCGAAAACCUUGAGAAUAGUGGAAAGAGAAAAGAAAUAAGAAAACCACAUAAAUUAAAAUAUAUAGGGAAAAUUAUUUAAUUCUAUAUUUACAAAACAAAAACCAACCCAAAAACAAAAACGCGAGAAAAAACGGAAAAUAAAUACCUAUAAGAAACUAAACAGAAGGGUAAACAGCGAUGGACAGCAACAUAAAGACAAACACGAGACGGUCUUAUUGAACGAAAGCAAAACAAGAACUGAAUUUGAGGAAAAACAGCAAAUCAAACAACAGAAACGUUUUGUGUUAAAACCAGAAGCAAAGACAUUUUGAGCGAAGUGAGGCACCGGAAGAUAAUUCCUAUCUAAAUCGAAAACAAAUCUUCAACUUUUUUUUCUAAUCACACUCACAAACACUUAGUAAUCGUUUAAAAAAAAGCUUAAGUGAAACUGAAAAUCAAAAAUUUUAUUACUUUUAUAGAUUUUUUUUUGUGCGGCGAGGCCCCGUUUUCCAGCAGCUGGAAAACUGGCCGCCUCGCCAGAGCCGCGGUAUAGCUAUAGUGCAAUCAUUUGGUUCCAGUCGCAAAUGGAUGGAACCGCAAACGCAAUUUAGGAUCUACUUUUUAACGCUACCUACUUGUACUUGUAAUUUCUUCUAGGGACCCGGCAGUCGACGGGAAAUUAAAGAUUCUGAAACAGCCAAAAUAGCAAAAAAAAAAGAAAGAGUCGAAGAAUAAAACAACGUGCGACGCAUCAGAAUGCGAAAGGAAUUUCCCGACCCGUUUUGAAAAGGGGAAACCAUUUUUCAAAAGUUUAUUUCUAGGACGAAGCACAUAAAUGAAACUGUUUACUGGAUUGAGGACAAACUGCAGUUAUGACGAAGGUCGGUAAGGUACGAGCACUGUUGGUUGCCAAAAAUCAUUGUUGAAAACAAAUUCCACAUAUUUUAGUUAAUCAGCUUUUAACCAGCGCGGCCACCACAAUUCAAUUUUCGAUAGGGAGGAUUUAGUUUGGAACUUG
Molecule: messenger RNA, 11542 nt
Organism: Armigeres subalbatus
Lineage: Eukaryota; Metazoa; Arthropoda; Insecta; Diptera; Culicidae
Gene: Eip93F
Product: mushroom body large-type Kenyon cell-specific protein 1
Exons: 7
Coding region: 1259-5767 (1502 amino acids)
Biological process (GO): regulation of transcription by RNA polymerase II
Cellular component (GO): nucleus
Molecular function (GO): DNA binding
Source: RefSeq, a predicted model, not a curated record